This is a messenger RNA of Penicillium angulare, 792 nucleotides long. RefSeq lists its product as uncharacterized. Bases 1 to 792 code for a protein of 263 amino acids. The record is from RefSeq and is a predicted model, not a curated record. Lineage: Eukaryota; Fungi; Ascomycota; Eurotiomycetes; Eurotiales; Aspergillaceae. The transcript has 2 exons.
AUGGGGUUGGAUCCAAAGGGCGAGUUUACCUACCGCGAUGGCGUCGCUGUCAUUCAACUGUUCUUCUUCUCGGCAUUCCUUAUUCUUGGUUCCGUGCUGUGUUUCCGUCAUGGAUUUAAGCGUUCAGAUGGAUGGAUCGCCAUUGUCACCUUGUCUAUCUUGCGUGUACUAGCAGGUGCAUUCCAGCUUGCUUCAAUAAACAACCCUAGCACGGCAACCUAUGGAGGCGCCCUCAUUUGCCAGGGAAUUGGUCUUGCUCCACUGACCUUGCUGAACAUGGGACUGUUCGUCCGAUUGAACAAAUGGGUCACCAUCAUCCCUCAACGAAUAUUCAGCGUUGCCUCAAUCGUGGUUAUAAUUGGUCUGGCACUCGGCAUCUAUGGUGGUUGGUCAUCCGCCGACGGCGACAUGUCAACCAACAGUGAACUCAAGGCCUCCGUCAUCAUCUUCCCCGCAGUGUAUGUGCUUUUCAUUGGCAUGUUCGCUCUCUUUGCACCCAGGUGGAAUGAACUGCCAAAGCCUGAAAGUGGACUCCUUGCUUGCUUCGCUGUGUCUAUCCCUUUCAUGCUUGCGAGAUACCUGUACAGCAUCAUCGGAGACUUCUCGCAACAUCUGCGCCCCGAAUUCAACCAACUGACCGGAAAUGUCACAAUUCUUCUUUGCAUGGCUGUUCUGGAGGAGAUCUUUGUUGUCGCGUUCUUUGUGAUCUCGGGCUUGCGGUUGGCGAAGCUUCCCGAGUCUAUGAGAGACAAACCCGAGGGCGAAACAGAAAUGGGGGCUCGACGCUACUAA